GCCGCAAAGAUCAUUUUUCUCUCCACGAAGGAUCCAAGCGAGAAGCGCAAGCUGCGCGGCUGAAGAUCACUUUCAUCGGCCACCUAAGAUACAAGUACAAACAAAAGAUGACAUCACCCGAAAUGGAACUAGAGCGCGCACCCGGCAUCAUCACAGAGCCCCAGCAUGCUGGCCGACGAGGCUGCAGUCGGCCUCGAGCUGUCGACGAGGAGGACGAAACGUCCGAGGCCCCCAAGACAAGCACAGGAACUUCUACGCCCGACCCUUUGGCGAGCAGCGGGGGAUCUUCACGCGCCGGCGACCCUUUGGAAGAAGAUGCUGCGGCCAAGGAAAACAGGGUCGGGUUCGACAUGGUAAAAACUGCGGUCAUGACAAUGAAGAUACCCGACGAAGAAGCACGGCAACCGCAACAAGAAAGGCGCGAACAAGAAGAGCAGAUCCAGAGAGAGUGCCUGGAGGGCGAAGUAGAUCUUGCGGCAGAUAUACAUCAAACUCCGACUCAUCCAUGUUGACCUUGAAACACAUAAUGCCGCUUUCUCAGCGGCCAAGAAAUCCUCGGGACGAGCGCGUCCUGCGUACUCUCCUCGUACGACUAGCACGGGUUGGAACUGGUCUCUUCGGUGCGUUUUUCUACUCUUCAACAUCGCACACAAUGAUUUCCUCUGGACCACCACAUUUUGUAAAAGCAGAGCCGACGACGACCGCUGCAUCACAAAUGAAAUCCUCCUCCGCAGCAGCAGCUGCCCCAACCAAAGCCACCUCCUUCGAACUCCCGACUUUUUUUACCUGCGACCACAUCCCGGAGUGGCGAAAUUUCCGGAAGCUGUGGCUCCAUUUCCGUUAUCCUGUGCAAAAGCAUCGUACUCGUAGUAAUCGCAGUCAUGCAUGACAAAUCUGGUUCCUUAGCUUAUUCAGCAUUACAAAUUCCAUUUUUCCUUCUGGGAAAACUUGUAAAAAUGCUAUUUCUACUAGUACGAUACUUUUGCAAUGCAUAUCCGUUUCAACACGAAGAUGGGGCGGGACUUCGUGGAGAACGGGAUUUUCACCGAGCAGAUGCGGGACUCCGCGGAAUUCUACGACGUGUUCACAUCCGCGAACGAUCUCGGCCGCCGCUGGGAACAGCAGUUCACAACUGCCGUCAAUAGUUGGGACUGGUUUUCCAUCUGCGAAGCCUUCGUUGAGUAUGAAACGGUGGGGCGGCCGCAGAAGAUUUUGAAGCUGGACCCGGAAGUCGCGAACUUUUGCCACUACGGGUUCAUGACGACGCAGUACAUCGGUAUGAAGGUCGGGAACACGCUUUUGGACACGAUCGCCGGGAUCAGUAACUGGGGAAGAGUAGCCAGGCAGGGGCUGGUAACUUCCUUGACGUACAAUUCCUUGAAUUUCGCGGAAGACAGCGGGUGGGGCUUGUCGCUGUGGGACUACAUAAAAGCCGCGUACAACCUGCAGAAGCAGAGUGGGGGGUUCGUGUCGCUUGCUAAAAAUGCGGGUACUACAGCAUCAUCUCAAAGCACUGACGAGACCUCCUCCUCCGAGGAUCUACGCAUACACAUUGAAAAAUCCUUAGAAGACGAAAUCGCAAAGUGGAGGAAGAAGCAGAAUCAGCGGACCCCUGUUCACAAGCUGGCUCCGCUCCCGGCGAAGAAAAUCUGGAGCACAACAUCAACAUCCGAGGAUGGGGAUUCACUUCUUGACGGUUCUUGGCGGGGCAUCAUUGAUCUGUUGCUGCAAAGCGAGGUCGUGGUUAGCGGGUUGUCAACUACAUCUGCGGGAGCAGGUCUUACAGCCGCGAGGAGGUCCGCUGAUCCGCUGACUGCCAUUUUCGGCGUUUCUGCACAGGACUUGGCGCCGUCACCCUAUUUUCACCCGCCGGGAGACCAAACUUCUCGUCCAGAAGUUGCUGCAACAUCUUUACUUGAGCAAGAACAUCUCGUCCCUACACGACCCUCCCUGAAAGUUCUCGCCGUCGGCUACCACGUUUCCCUUGCUCGCGAGCCGCUCGAGACGUUUGCGCACCUGCUCGAUUUGGACAAGUAUUUGAAGCGCGCGAUUCACGUUCUGGACGCGGGGGCGACUUCGGUAGAAGACUUGAAGAAAAAAUCCCACUGCCGGUUCAACUCUCCCGAGUGGUGCACGAAGAAUGAGGAAUUCAUCGUCGCCAUGAAUGCGGAGUUGCAGGUCCGAAGGUACGGCUUCGCGAGUAAACUGCCCAUUUUGCAGAGUUUGGAGAACUGGCAGGAGGUGUUUGAACAGUUCAAAUGGGAUCUGGUCGAACCGUUUGACUUGGAUGUAGUUCCGAGGACGAAAGGUCAGACAACCACGACUCCACCAGCAGGAGAUAGAAACACAGCCACAGGUAAGACUGAAUCAUUGUCUUCACGACGGCGUUCAGCCCUCUACCCAGACGUGUUGCUUUGCGGUGAGCCUUUGGUUUUGUGCCGUGUGAUGCACCUCGCGUUUCCGAGAGCGUCGCUUGUUUCCUACUCCUAUGCACUGCAAGAAUGUCUGGGUCUGGGAGGAUGAAACUUGUCAUGCUGUCUUUGGAUUUUAGAAAAAUAUGUAUUGCGUAAGCCGCAAGAGGAGUCCAGUUUUUGUUACGCGGAGGGGGCAUUUGUCAUGCGGUAUAGGCAUCAGGAAGCCUUCAUAAAAUCUGUGACGCUAGCGCAUACAAGACAGACAUCAUGGAUCAUGCAAAAUGUGCAUGACAAGUCCUCCAAUCUUCCAGACCCAGACAUUUUUGCAAUUCAUAACUCCGCACAGCAGAUCACCAUGUACGUGGACGAGCCGAUAUUGUGAGGAAAAAUCCCCCCUCCCCAUAUCGAAAAGGCAUGCUUUUCAAAAUUUGUGAAGAUGCUUGUGGUUACAAAUCGAGUCUGUCUUGCAAGAGAGCAAGGCCAGGGCUUCCGCUGCAUUUCGCAGGCGAUUUGUAACGCUGCUACGCUACUAGGGCAGACGUCUGCCAUGCUAAGUGCCUACCCCAAGCCACCCCUUUUCGGGCUUCGUAUCUGUCUGCAGCCCUCCACCGCAAGACAAAGCCGAUUUGUGUACACAACUCCUGCGUCACAGAUUUCCAUUUCGAUAUGGGGCGGGGGGAUUUUUCAUUUUGAUAGCCGAAAUUGGCGCAACAGGUUCUGCGGGAAUAUUUGCAACUCGCACAACUUCCCCACUCUCUCUUCGUCACGAGUGGGAGAAUUGUGAGCGAAUGGUACAGGUUUCAGGCCGGAAUCCCGGCGAUUCCGAUAACGCCCAACGCGGUGUACUUGAAUGGUGCGUUUUACCACGGGAUGAAGUCUCGGAGAAUUUUGCUACUCCGCCAAGUGAGCUUGUUCUGGGACCCGGAGUGCAUUCUGAACUAUUUCCUGCGCCAGGUUGAUUGGUGGCAGGCCGAGGAACCCGAUAAAAAAUUUGGCGCCGACGAAGCGAUCGGCAUGGUUCUCGGGCGGGACGCGAGCGGGGAGCAGGUGGCGGACGAGGAAGUGUUAUAUCGACUCGGGUCACUGUUGAUCCGAAAAGAGCAAGACAUCAACGACGGUGGGAGAAUCGUGCUGGACCUACCCGCGAUGGGGGUUGCGGAUCCGAGCAGUGUCCUUUUAGGCACAAGUGUAAGUAGUCAAGAAGCUUCUGAACGACAAGAUCCUGGCGCGGCGGACCGGUAUUUCGCGGAAAAAGUUUUCGAGCGAAAGCCCUACAGCGACAGUGAGGAUUUCCUGCAAGAGAUGUCGGACAUGGCCAUGCGGUACUGGCGCGUCGUGGACAAAAACGGGCGCCUGAUUGGAGAGCCGGAUCAUGAUCGUGGCCGCGAUGAGGCAGAAACACAAGAAAAACACCUGCCACAGGAUGGCGAAUUUGACGAAGAGGGCGCAAGAACGCGGGAGCGAGAGGCACGAACAGAUCUUCCAGAAACUGCAACACAAACCACGUUUGAUCUUCUCAAACUCUCCCACGACGAGUCCAAUUCGAACCUCUCUCCCUUCCCCCACGGCCGCAACUACACGCUGGAAAUAUUGACGGAGCAGGCCAUUCGCAUGCUCUCUAUUGAAGGACAGAUUCCGGACCAUGUCGCGGCCUUGGGAAAGGGGUACGAUGACAUGAGCCGGGGGCUGGGAGAAAACGACGAGUCGUUUUCGCGAGUCAUGUUCCACGGCCGCAAAUUGUACGAAAAGUCCGGGUUUCGGGAUUUCGUUUAUGGUGAUGAAGCGAAAGUUGGCGAACGAAACCAGCGAGGAGCAGCAAGCAAGGUAUUAAGCAUGACAGAAGGGAAUAGUGAUGAAUGCGACAAAGCAUCAGCCGGUGCAAAAAGAACGGGACCAGCAACAGCAUCAUGUUCGUGGCGGUCCGGCAGCUCUAGAAGUGUCGCUCCCACUCCUACCAGCAGCGCCCUCUUCUCCCCCUCCUCCUACCGGAACCCGCCGACUUUUGAGUUCGUGGAAUCAACUUCGUUGUCGAAAUCCAAUUCCGCGGACUACCAGAGUUUCGGCGCUUUCAAGGCGGUCGUGAUGUUUCCCUACGCCUACACGCAGUUUUGGUUUUUCGAACUGUACUAUCAAAAGGAAAAAUCCCCCCUCCCCAUAUCGAAAUGGAAAUCUGUGAUGCGGGAUUUGGGUACACAAAUCGGCUCUGCCUUGCAGUGAAAGACUGCAACCAGAUACAAAGCCGGAGUAGGGGCGCUUUGGUCUAGGCGCGUGGCAAGACAGGCGUAUCCUCCGUAGGCCAUCCAGCAUUACAAAUUGCUUUCAGAACGCGGAGGAGCCUUUGGAUUUGCCUUCUUGCAACACAGAGACGAUUUGUGGUCUCAAAUCGGCAUCAUAGGGGGGAACUAAGGCUCAUCGGAUAUCAUGGGGAACUAAGGCUCAAAUCGGCAACAUCACAAAUUUUAAGAAGUGUCCCUGUUUAAUAUGGGGAGGGGAGAUUUUUCCUUGCAAUAUGUACCACAUCGGCGUCCCGAUUUUUCUGCCGGAGAAACGAACCUUGCCACUCUACGUGGGCCAGGACUUCAUCCGCUUCCAAUUUUACGUGAUUUCGGAUCAAGUUCCUUGUCGAGGAGCAGCAGAUCAGGAAAAUAACGACGACGUCCCGCCAGCACCAGCAGCCGCGUCCCACGAGUACCACCCGUUUUUAGAACACGCCAACCUCCGCGCCUUCCUCUACUGGGUGCAGUUCUGCGAAUGGGUCUCUUGGCCGUUCAUCACGGAAUUUGACAGUUUGCGAGGCUUGGUGGAGCACUUCAACCCGAACAGUGACUCCGCGGGGAAGCUAGCGCAAAUUUCCCGCAAAAUGCGGCAGUUUUCGCAGAAAGUCACCAUGGACAACGCGGCGAAGUGGCGGACGGGACUGGCCGCGGUGCUAUCGGUCCCGGUCGCAGAGCGGAAACCGAUAACUCUUGCAAGAAAACCUAGUACAACCGAGAUUUCAACGUCUGGUCCUGUCGCUGAAGGUUCCUACUUUUUCGGCGACCUUUCGACGCACCAGCCCUGCGGGGGCAGCCCGGGACGGGACGACAGUCCCACACAGAAAGCGAACGACGGGAAAAUUCUGCAAGACCACCCGAAUGAAUACCACAUAUGCAUUACAAAUUUCAACCUACCGCGCAGCUACACCGACAAAACGCAUCGCAAACUUUGUAAAAAUACAAAUAUCCACUUCAGAGCAUUAUAUCAAUCUACAACUUGGCAAUCGCAAUCUACUGAGUAAUAGGGUAGUUCAUGAUGCAACUAGAGAAAAAAAUCUCACUCUCAGAUGAAACUGCGUUUGUUUGUGUGCGUUGUGUCCGAGAAAUUUUUUACUGUGCAUACGCCACGAACGAAAACUACAUGCAGCCCGGCGAGGACGCGUUUUGGUGGGUGCAGUUGCGCGAGCACCGGAAAGUGGUCAAUGUCACGAUUUGGGCACGGGAUUGCUGCUCCGAGCAGAUGAUGCAAGCAGCAGAGGAACUACGUGUUGAGACCUCCACACCAGAAGUGCCAGAAAAAGCGCAGCAUCCAACCCUCGAUCUGUACCUGUCCGUCGACAGCAACAGUUUAGAGGAUGCAAUUUUCUGUGGCCAAGUGAAAAACAUCGAAGACGGGUCGAUUCGGAGCGGGUUAUGCGACGUGAGGGAAGUCGUCACGAGCGAAACCGAAACCGAAAGUCAAAGUGACCACGAUCACGAAAGGAAGCACACUGGAGGUCGUGUUCCAGAUUCCUAUGAUGACUACAAGAAGCAGUUGCUCGACGAGGUCGGGGGCAACGUGUUGUUCGUGGUGAACCGAGCGAAGAAACGGGACGGAAUAGUUCCACCUCCGGAGCCCGCAAGUUUGAUGCUUCCCGAGGUGUUGGUGUCGGAUGUUGGAUGGGUGCCGGACCGAUACCAGAUGGAGGCAGGGGAAUUGGUGGUUCCCUGAAAGGAAGUCUAUGCAUAUUGAUUUUAUUUCGCAGUGCCAGUACUCAUACUCAAUGCCGAGGAAGACCAGUAGUUAAGUACAUGAUAGAUUUAGAUAGUAGAAUAGAAUGAAGGUCAUACAAGAAGCAGAAGAAAAGACUACGAACCGAAAGAAUAAGAAAACCGCAUUAAUACUCACAUUACCACGGGAACUACAAAAAUGGAAACCACCCUUUUUUGAGAU
Messenger RNA from Amoebophrya sp. A120, 6602 nucleotides. The record is from the annotation of a GenBank genome assembly. NCBI's taxonomy places the organism in Eukaryota, Dinophyceae, Syndiniales, Amoebophryaceae.